GACCAUGCAUUCAUUGCUGCGAUAUUACAAUCAACUACAACCCAGAAUCGCACGGAAUGGCACGCGGAUAGUUGAGAAUUUUUCACGUUUAUUUAUAUAUAUUUUUCACGAACGCUAUAUACAACAGAAUAUAGCGAUGGCGUCGGCUUAUAUCAAGGAUGAAUCAGGUGGAACUUUUAUCCCGGCGAGUCAAAGACCUGAUGGUACCUGGCGUAAACCAAGACGUGUAAAGGAUGGGUAUAUUCCUCAGGAGGAAGUUCCAUUAUAUGAGAGCAAAGGAAAGCAACUAAUAAAGAAACCUCUGUAUCCUGUGGGUGCCAGUCCAGAAUUCAUAGCUGAGCAUAAAGCAAAACAAGAAGCUCUAGCAGCAAAAAAUAAAGUAACACCUGGUGCACAAGCAAAAACUCAAGAAGGAUCCAAAAAGAAGAAAAAGAAGAACAAAUCUAAGACUACCGAACCUAUUACCUUGAAGACAAUAACGGAAGGAUUGUCUAGCGUAACAAUCACAGAACCUGAAUUUCCUAAAGCUGUUCCAGCUCACAAUGAUAAGUCCCUGUGCACUACAAAACAAAUUACAAUAAACAAUAUAAUUAAGGACAAUACAGACACCUCACAAAAGUCGACAGCUGAUCCACAGAAAAGAUUGAAAAAUCUGCGCAAAAAAGUAAGGGAAAUUGAAGCAUUAGAGGAAAAAAUCAAAACUGGUGCUCUGAAAAAUCCUGAGAAGGAAAUACUUGAUAAAGUAGCACGAAAAAUGGAGAUUUCUAAAGAAAUUAAAAGAUUAGAAUCUACUUUCAGUUAGGAGUCGAAUCUAUAGAACGCGAAUUUAUUAGUGCCAUCGGAUAACAUCCGAUUAUAAAAUCUUGUCAAUAAUAAACAUACAAAUUGCAUAUAUAUAAGCCGUAACAAUCUUUGUUCCUCUCAAUGAUUAUGUGGCAAUUUUAAUACUGCACUAUGCACUUUUGUCAUUUCUUUAUUUAAUCUGUGCAGCAAAAAAAAAUAUAUAUAUAUAUACUCAUACAUUUAUAGAUACAUGCAUAUACACAGAUAUAUACAUACAAUGGCGAUGGUAAUAUAAACGAUUUUAAUACUUGAUAAUGUGUAUUAUGUGUAAGAAUACAUGUGUAAGAACACAUAUAACGUGAUGUCGAGUUUUAAUAAAAAAAAUGAAACGAUGUUUUUGUUAAAAGAGUCGUAAUAUGAUAAGAACAAUUUUAGAUGGAUUUAUAUAUUGUCAAAUAAGAUGAUCCAAGAAAUAUAUAAAUAUGGAUGUCUCUA
Odontomachus brunneus is the source of this 1278-nucleotide messenger RNA. RefSeq names its product partner of Y14 and mago (gene Pym). The record is from RefSeq and is a predicted model, not a curated record. NCBI's taxonomy places the organism in Eukaryota, Metazoa, Arthropoda, Insecta, Hymenoptera, Formicidae. Gene Ontology annotation, cellular component: exon-exon junction complex; cytoplasm. Gene Ontology annotation, molecular function: RNA binding. The transcript has 3 exons. Bases 5 to 802 code for a protein of 265 amino acids. Gene Ontology annotation, biological process: exon-exon junction complex disassembly.